This is a messenger RNA of Gopherus evgoodei (Goodes thornscrub tortoise), 3902 nucleotides long. It is a transcript of the gene DNASE2B, whose product is annotated as deoxyribonuclease 2 beta. NCBI's taxonomy places the organism in Eukaryota, Metazoa, Chordata, Testudines, Testudinidae. The record is from RefSeq and is a predicted model, not a curated record. Gene Ontology annotation, molecular function: deoxyribonuclease II activity. The transcript has 6 exons. Gene Ontology annotation, biological process: apoptotic DNA fragmentation. Bases 63 to 1184 code for a protein of 373 amino acids.
GUGGAAACUAAAUCAGACAAGAGAAAUGCACUUCACAAAACAACUUCUCCUUUUAAAAUCUGAUGUUUGCUCAUUCUGUAGAGCUGAGACCAGAAAUGACUGCAGGAUCUUUAUGGAGUUGUGUUUUUUUGCUGUUAUUUAGUUCCAUCAGGUCCCUGUGGGCAGCUGAAAUUUCCUGCAAAAAUGAAGAUGGUGACCCAGUUGAUUGGUUUCUUCUUUACAAGUUACCAAAGUAUAUAAGAAAAGAGAGUCCCAGGACUGGGCUGGAGUACAUGUACAUGGAUUCUUUGACACAAGCUUGGCAAUUGAGUAAAUUCCUGAUCAAUAUGACACAAAGUGCCCUGGGGCAAACAUUAAACCAACUUUAUGAAGCUUAUAUAUCCAAGAAUGACAGCACUGCCUAUGUGAUAUACAAUGAUGAUGUUCCUCACUCAAAGCAUUACAGCUGGAAACAAGGACACACUAAAGGAUUUCUGUUCUUGGACAAAUCACAAGGUUUCUGGGGGAUUCACAGCAUCCCUCUGUUCCCUCCAUUUCCUGAGGAGGGUUAUGGAUAUCCACCAACCGGAAAGCAAAAUGCACAGAUGGCCAUCUGUAUAACAUUCAGAUAUAACCAGUUUGCAGAAAUAGACAAACAGUUGUUAUGCUACAAUCCAAACAUCUACAGCUGUUCCAUCCCUGACAUCUUUCACCCUGACCUCCCAAAUGUGCAAAAGCUUUGUGUAGGUUCUGCACUGCCUCUAAUCCCUUGGCGCCACCUCUCCAAACUCCAGUCAGCCCAAGGAGAAAACUUCCUCCACUUUGCUAAAUCACGCUUUUUUGUUGAUGAUAUCUACGUAGCCUGGAUGGCUCAACAGUUGCAGACAGAUUUGUUAGCAGAAUCCUGGCAGCAUGAUGGACAGGAGCUUCCGUCAAACUGCUCUCUCCAACACCAUGUCUACAACAUAAAUCUCAUUAAGACACCAUGGAAUUCCACUUUCAGUUCCUAUUAUGAUCACUCUAAAUGGUGUGUUUCCUGGAGAUAUGAAGAUCAGUGGACGUGCAUUGGAGACUUAAACCGUGCUCCUCAACAGGCUUGGAGAAGCGGUGGAUUCAUUUGUACCCAGAAUCCGUACAUUUACAAAGCUUUGAGACACGUGAUCUUCCAUUACCAUAGCUGUAAUAACUCCCGAAGAUGGAUAUGAAUGAACCACAGUUCUCAAACACUGUAUGCACCUAUUACAUAGAGUAUGGAGAUUCCCCUCCAAUUCUGCUCUGAAAAACGGCAUUGUAAGGUUCUGUGUUUUUCGCCUCUUGAAUCAUUUCUACAAUAAAAGUGCUCAGCUUUUUACAAGUAAAAAAUUUGGAUUUUUUUCUAGCUUCUAGCCCAGUAAGCACAAUCAGGACUCUGAGAGUCAAGCUUUAGUGUUUCCUUCUUUGACCUUUUCAACAAUAGGUUCUGCUUGUCACACAUACACAACCCCAUUGCCUUUGGUGUGUGCAUGGAUGUAACUGAUUGGUGCUUAGUAAGCAAUGCCACUGAUGAGGCGUCAAAAGGAACAGAAUCCAGCUCACUCUUCAUAAGCUAUUUUGGUUGUGCAGGAUUAAAGGGUGUAAUAAACACUGCUGUAUAUAUUUGUCACCUGUGGCCUGCUCAGGUGAAGUUAAUGAGAAGUCACUGAAGUCAAUGAGAGUCUUUUCAUUGACUUCAGUGGGACCUGGAUCGUGUCCUAGACUUAACAAACAUGUCUGAAUGCAGACAAGGAGGCAAGCAGACCUGUGGAGUAAAAGGUGCUAGUUUUACACUUACUUUUUAGAGAAGAAAGACACUUUAAACCAUAAUUUCUCAAUUUUUCAGAGGUGAUUUUAGUGCAUGAAGAAGUUACUCACUUUGUGCAGUAAUGAUGGUUCUUUGAGCUGUGUCCCCCUAUGGGUGCUCUACUCUAGGUGUGUUUGUGUCCCUGCGCUGCUGAUUGGAGAACUUUGGUAGCAGUAUCCAUUGUGACCACACAUGCGCUCUCUCUCCUUGUGCUGUGCCACUAGGCUAGUCAGCUCGUCCAGGCUAACCAUCCUCAAUUCCUUCUCUACCACCGAGUCAUAAAUGAGAACUCCAAAGUAGAAGGGAGGAGAGUAGAUUGUGGAGCUCUCACAGGGGGACACAUCUUGAACAACCAUUGUUACUGCACAAGGUGAGUAACCUCUUAUUCAAGUAGUGUCCCUAUGAGUGUUCCAUGAUAGGUGACUACUAAGCAGUACCCCUCCUGGAGGGCUAGGCUUUGGAGUUAAGUCUGUUACAGAGGACAAUACUGUGGAACUGAAAAUGGCAUCAGAAGCAGAGUCCCCAGUGAUCACAUAGUAUUCUGCAAAGGUGCAGACAUGCCCAUGUCGCCACCCUGCAGAUCUCUGAGAUAGGGACAUCCUUAAGGAAGGCAACAGAUGAGGAGAUUGAUCUUGUGGAAUGUGUACUGAUCAAGGCAGGAGGAGUCAUGUUAUGAAUUUGGUAGCACUGUCUGAUGCAAUUCAAGAUCCAUUUAGAGAGUCUUUGGGCUGAUAUUGCUGAGCCCUUGGAUAUUUCAGCCAUAGAAAGGAAAAGUCUAAGGGACUUACUUCCUAAAGGCUUUUGUCCUAUUGAGGUAGAAUGCCAGGGCUCCCCUAACACCUAAGGUGUGCAGUAUAGCGUCCCUAUUGUCUUGGAGAGGCUUGGGGUAGAACAUAGGAAGGUGGAUUGACUGACUCAUGUGAAAAGGGGAGGUUACCUUAGGGAGGAACCGUGGAUGCGGCCUGAGUGUAACCUUGUCUGGAAAGAAUGCUGAUUGGAAUGUAUAGGGGGAUGCACCAUCAAAGCUACCAGUGGCACUGACUUUCUAAUCUGCCUGGGAGUGCUCAACCCUCCAGCUCUGCCCCCGCUCCCACUCCACCCUUUUCCCUGAAGCCUCCACCUCUUCCUGCCCACAUCCCAACACUGCUCCACCCUGCCCUUUCCUGCCCUGCUCCACCCCCAUCUCUUCCUGCCCUCGCUCCUCCCUCUAUCCCCAUUUCCCCCUCUGCACACCACGUAACAGCUGAUUCACACGAGCUGGAGGCACUGAGAGGGAGGUGGAGGUGCUUAUUGGAAGGGCCACUGGCAGGAAGGAGACACUGGGGGGGGAAGGUGGGGAGCUGGCCAUCGAUGAGUGCUCAGAACCCACCAUUUGUUCCCUGUGGGAGCUCCAGCUCUGGAAGAAAACAGAGUCAGUGCCUAUGAAAGCUGCUAUCUCCCCUAUUCUUCUAGCCAAAGUAAUUGCUAUCAGAAAGGCUGUUUACAUUGAUAGAUACGUUAGUGAACAGGUGGCCAUGGGAUCAAAGAGGGGUCUAAUCAGCCCAUUCAGUACCAGGGUUUAGGUCCCAUGAGAGGGUAGAGGGUUGAGGUUGAGGGAAGAGGUUUAUUAUACCCUUAAGGAAGCUUGUAGUGGUUGGGUGCAAUAGUAUCGAGUAUUCCUCUAUGGCUGGUGAAAAGCUGUAAUCCGUGCUAGGUGGACCCUAAGAGAACUCAGGGAUAACCCCAAUUUGUAAAGGGUCAGAGCAUAUUCCAGAAUAUGGGAAAGAGUUGCUGACACUGGAGAGAUUGUUGGGGCAUGCACCCAAAUCUGAAACGUGGACCAUUUCUGCAGGUAAGUCAGUCAUGUGGAGGACUUUCUAUUGUGUAGUAGAACCUCUUUCACUUCCUUUGUGCAUGAGCUUUCUAGGUGGUGGAACCACUCAGGAGCCAUGCUUUGAGGCAGGAAUCCCAAGUUGGGAUGUAGGGUAUGUGCUUUUUCCUGCAAGAGGAGGUGCAGAAUGGUCGGAAAGGAGAUCAAUGGGCACCCCACAAGCUGUGUCAGGUAAGGGUACCAGGUCUGUCUCACCCAAAUAGGAGCUAUCAGGAUUCCGUGAUCUCCAUCCCU